GUAUUUCAUUGUAUUUCAACAGAUAAGAAAUUUUAAAUUUCCUGCUAAACAGCCAUCUCUUCUCGCACCGUUCCCACCGAAAGUGAUAAACAUUUUUCGAGUUCCCGAAGUCGUCUCCUCCGCUCUGUAGUGUUGCUAUUCUGCUGGAGCAACCAGUUUCGCUUAGACAAUCGGCGCACCACUGGCCGGGUAUUUAUUACCUCAUUCGUGCUCAAACAUCUUCCAGAGCAAGAGUGAAUCUCGCGUAAGGUCGCAGUCACCACUUGAUUUCAAUUAAGGCUUAUACACAGCUAAAUUUGCGUCGAGAAUCAACCAUGUGUGACGCCGGUAGUUUGUACGAGUUCCCGGGACUUCCGGACUGUUUAGAUCGGAUUGCUCGGGCGGAACUCCGCGAAGAUGACCAGCUACGGAAGCAAUCGCUGGAACAGAUGCGUGAGUGGAUCGCGAAGAACCCGCGGAUUAAGAACUGUCGCACGGACGAUGCGUUUCUGUUGCGAUUCUUGCGCACCAAAAAGUUCUCCGUGGUUCGGGCUUGUGAAACGUUGCAAAAGUAUCUCACCAUGAGACAAACAUAUCCGAAGUGGUGCCGGAAGCUAGACCCACAGGAUCCCGAAAUAAGUGCCCUGCUGGACUACUGUGCCCUUGUUCCCGUUGGUCGAGACUCCUCCGGUCGAAUCGUAGUCAUGGGCGUGGUUCGAAACUUUGACGCGACCCGACACGGCUCCGACGACAUGAUUCGACUUAACAUGCUCGUAACGGAAGCCCUGCUGGACGACGAGGCAAACCAAAUUGCCGGCUUCACGCACGUGUUUGACAACAGUGCAAUGACUAUGGCACACGUGACCUGCUGGACGCUGGAGAACAUUGGCGGAUAUUUGCGGAGCAUCGCCAACGGCGUUCCGAUACGGCUUAAGCAGAACCACUUUGUGAACGUGCCCAGCUUUGCGGCGCAAGUCAGCAAGUACUGCCUGUCGUAUGCCAGUGAAAAGCUCAAGUCGAGGAUAUUUUGUCAUCGAAGCAUCGAUGAGUUGCGUAAAAACAUCGAACCCACCGUGCUGCCCGAGGAAUACGGUGGCACCGUUCCGCUGGCCAAGCUGAACGAAAUCUUCAAAAAGUAUCUGCUGACCAAGCGUGACAUGCUGCUGGCGCUGGACCGGAUGGAAAUCGUGCUGGGAGGAGGUUCCUCUACGGACCAAACCCACAGUGGAAAAGACAUUGUGGACGCUGGAGCCGUAGGGAGUUUUCGGAAGCUGCAAAUUGACUAGAAUGAGAUUUUGUUUAUGCGCACCACGCGGAAGAUUGUGAUAUGGGUUAUCUUAUCAGUUGGAUAGCAUUGUCUUGAUAAAAUAGAACAAUGUGCAGACUAUUGAGAUGCGUUAUUAUUAGCAGUGAUACCUAUUUGGAAAAGGUUGUUUUGAAAAAAAAUUAUGUACCUUCACAGAAAAAAAAGUUGAAUUUGGGAAGGUUGAAAAUUUGUUUGGUUGAAUAUUCUCGAUUUGGAUUAAUAUUACAUAAACAAUGUGUAAAAAUGUGAACCUGAUGAAUAAAAAUAAAUAAAUUGUUCGUUCUACAGCA
Molecule: messenger RNA, 1575 nt
Organism: Culex pipiens pallens (northern house mosquito)
Lineage: Eukaryota; Metazoa; Arthropoda; Insecta; Diptera; Culicidae
Product: clavesin-1-like
Exons: 2
Coding region: 315-1265 (316 amino acids)
Cellular component (GO): membrane
Molecular function (GO): phosphatidylinositol bisphosphate binding
Source: RefSeq, a predicted model, not a curated record